Molecule: messenger RNA, 699 nt
Organism: Camelina sativa (false flax)
Lineage: Eukaryota; Viridiplantae; Streptophyta; Magnoliopsida; Brassicales; Brassicaceae
Source: RefSeq, a predicted model, not a curated record
CCCUAGUUUGCUUUCUUCUUUCAGUCGUUGCCUUUUUAAGUUACAAACGAACAACAGAUUAAGCAUCCGAGAAGAAGAUGGCGAUUGAUUCGAUGCAGAGAACAAACAAGCUCCAAUGGGGAGAUAUAGACGAGGAAGAAGACUGUGGUUUCCUGCUUCCGCCUAAAGAAGGUGGUUGAGUAUAAGUUCAACGACGAGGGCAGAAAGGUCAAAAUCACUACCACGACGGAGCUGGAUUAAGUUCCUUGACGCCGCCCAUGAGGAUGCUGGUAGCUACCUCACAAUGCGUUCAACAGAGGAUAUUAUCUUGGAACGAAUUAGAGCUCCUGGUAGCAAGGCGGAAGAAGCAACUUCAUCAGGAGAUAGUAUGUCUCAUUUGGGCAAACCGGGUGCAGUCCUCAUGGUCUGCAGGUUAUGCCACAUGAAAGGUGACCACUGGACAUCAAGAUGCCCACGGAAGGAUCGCUUAUCCUUUACGGACGAGCCUUUAACAGCAGAAACUUCUACAUUCACAGUAGCUGUAACUGGAACUGGGGGCAGGGCUGCUUAUGUCCCGCCAAGCAUGAGACAAGCAGCUGGUUCAGACAUGAGGAGUAGAAAUGAUAUGUUUUUCAUUUUCUAAUCAUAACAUUCUUUGUAAAGUUACUAAAUGUAUAAAGCUUGUUGAUUACAAGUUCUUUGAGAUAAAUAAGAGUUGGA